This is a messenger RNA of Amorphotheca resinae ATCC 22711, 834 nucleotides long. RefSeq lists its product as hypothetical. The record is from RefSeq and is a predicted model, not a curated record. The transcript is spliced from 2 exons. Bases 1 to 834 code for a protein of 277 amino acids. NCBI's taxonomy places the organism in Eukaryota, Fungi, Ascomycota, Leotiomycetes, Helotiales, Amorphothecaceae.
AUGCACUGCCAAAGAUGCUCACGUAUGCAGUUAACUCGCGAAUACAAGUCGAUCUCCGAAAACCCCCCUCCAUACAUCGUCGCCCACCCAUCCGAAUCCAAUAUCCUGGAAUGGCAUUAUAUCCUGACGGGCCCGCCCUCGACACCUUACCAUAACGGACAAUAUUGGGGCACGCUCAUCUUCCCUCCCGACUACCCUUUUGCUCCUCCCGCGAUUCGAAUGCACACUCCAUCUGGUCGUUUCCAACCCUCUACGCGGUUAUGUCUGUCGAUCUCUGACUUCCACCCAAAGAGUUUCAAUCCCGCCUGGGAGGUGUCUACCAUCUUGAUAGGCCUCUUGAGUUUCAUGACCAGUGAAGAGAUGACUACUGGGUCAGUAGGCGCCACAGAAGCCGAGAGGAAAUGGGCAGCCGGACGUACACGCUGGUGGAACAGUACUGGCGGCGGUUCCUGGACCGAAUCGGGGAAGGGCUUGCAGAAGGGCAAUGUCAAAGCUGGUGACGGAGGCGCAAAAUUCAGAAGCGAGUGGCCCGAAUUGGACAAGGAGAAUUGGAAAUGGAUGAAGGAAAAUAAGAUUGACCCCAUGACGGGUAAUCCCAUGGUUGAGUCUGGGUCUGGGAACACUGGCAAUACCUGCGCACCUGGAAUGGCACUGCGAAGACCUAGUGGGAGCCAGCCUAUUGCCGGGGCAGUGGUGGAAGGCGGUCGAGCGGUAGGACAGGAGGGCAGGGGAUGGCUCAGACAGAAUAAGCUACUGGUCUCGGGGAUGUUGAUAUUUACUUACGUUUUGAUUGCGAGGUUGCUUGGUGAAGGAACUGGUGGGAAGAUAUCAUAG